Molecule: messenger RNA, 1221 nt
Organism: Raphanus sativus (radish)
Lineage: Eukaryota; Viridiplantae; Streptophyta; Magnoliopsida; Brassicales; Brassicaceae
Exons: 7
Coding region: 26-967 (313 amino acids)
Source: RefSeq, a predicted model, not a curated record
GGCUCUCCUCCGGUCCAAAUUGUAAAUGAUUUUCACUUCUUUAAUCAUACUUCGAUCAGCUCUAACUUGUGCAACUCUGCUUCUUCGAUAUCACAGAGCAAUGGCACACGCCUCGGUGAGAUUGAAGCUUGUCUGUAGCAACGAUGGAUUAUCGUUCGGCGAGUAUUCGAGAGACCAAUUUCGUCAGGGUCUCUACACGACGACGGUUGGAUCGCCGUUGAUUCCCGUGCGCAGGAGCCGAUUAAAGCUCCGCGAGUUUCGAGCGAGAGUUUCUUCGUCUUACUCGUUUUCUUCGAACAGAAAGAAAACUAGGGGGGAUCUCGAUGAUAACGCCGAGAAGAAUCGAGAAGACGACGCCGCAGAUGAUUGGAACUUGUACGGAGAUGAUGAUAGUGAGUUUGAGACGGAUGAUUUAUCUUGCUUCAGAGGCUUGGUUCUUGAUAUUUCAUACAGGCCGGUGAAUGUUGUUUGCUGGAAGCGCGCAAUCUGUCUGGAAUACAUGGAUAAGGCCGAUGUUCUGGAGUAUUAUGAUCAGACUGUUGAUUCUCCUACUGGUUCAUUCUACAUACCUGCUGUAUUAAGGGUUCCACAUCUGCUUCAGGUUGUUAAAAGAAGAAGAGUGAAAAAUUCACUGAGUCGUAAAAACAUUUUACUGCGAGACGACUACACUUGUCAAUAUUGUUCUUCCCGUGAAAACUUGACCAUUGAUCAUGUUAUCCCCAUUUCCCGAGGUGGUGAAUGGACUUGGCAAAAUCUGGUAGCUGCAUGUUCAAGAUGCAACUCAAAGAAAGGUCACAGGACAGUAGAGGAAGCACACAUGAAGUUACUCAAGUCUCCAAAGGAACCAAAAGAGUACGACAUUGUUGCCAUACCAUUAACAAAUGCAGCUAUAAGGAUGCUGAGAUCGAGUAAGGGAAUGCCAGAAGAAUGGCGUGAGUAUCUGGCAAAGCCCUCACACGAGCCUUAGCAGUUUCUCUCAGGAAUCAAUUGUGUAAAGCGGUCCAAUCUCAGUAAAUACAGAAAGCAGUGGGCUCGAUUGCAUUUGUAGAUUCAUCUAAUGUAGCUUCAAAAGUUCAGGUGGUUGUGUCGGACUUGUGGUUGAGUAUGCCUUCAGAUGUAUAUGAUACGUAAAUAAUGACAUCAUAUUCAAGCACAAACUAAUAGUUCAUAAUUCAACUAUAUAUUCAUCCACAAAUUGAAAGAUAAUUUUAUUUUAUCCCA